Rhea pennata is the source of this 4350-nucleotide messenger RNA. RefSeq names its product collagen type VI alpha 2 chain (gene COL6A2). The record is from RefSeq and is a predicted model, not a curated record. Gene Ontology annotation, cellular component: extracellular matrix. The transcript has 28 exons. Lineage: Eukaryota; Metazoa; Chordata; Aves; Rheiformes; Rheidae. The coding region runs from base 273 to 3020 and encodes 915 amino acids.
GAAAUAUAGAAGGCAGUUUCCUGUCUGCAAGGGAAUAGAGGAACUCAGCUGGAGAAGCCUCUGCUACUCCCAACUGAUCUCUUCGCUCCCCUAAAAAUAGACACCCAGAACAAUCCGAAAAAGGGAAAACGACCAUUCCAGCAGAAGAUGCAAAAGUCUUCUUGAUACGAGCAAUUCCACAAAGUUAUCGUCUUGACAUUCCUGAGGCUUUUUGGAAGAAAUUUUGAUGAACUUGUUUUCCAGGCAUUUAAGUAUCCAGAGGAACUGCUGAGAUGUUCCAACAAGCCUUUUUUCCCACUCUUCUUUGUAUGGUGCUAGUUCCUCUCCAUGCUCAGUUUGAUUUCGAUCCUGGAGACGUCAGUUCUACCUCCUGUGCAGAAAAGAGGGACUGCCCUAUCAACGUGUACUUCAUCAUUGACACUUCGGAGAGUGUUGCUCUGCAGACUGUGCCUAUCCAGAGCCUUGUGGAUCAAAUAAAGCGGUUCAUCCCUGUGUUUAUCAAUAAACUGGAGAAUGAGGUCUAUCAGAACCAAGUCUCCAUCACUUGGAGGUUUGGAGGACUUCAUUACUCGGAUGUGGUGGAAAUUUACAGCCCUUUAACAAGCAGCAAAGACACAUACCUCAUCAAGCUGUAUGCUAUUAAUUACCUUGGCCGGGGCACCUUCACAGACUGUGCUAUCUCCAACAUGACAGAGCAGAUCCAGAGCCAAAUGGCCCCUGGUGUGAAUUUUGCAGUGGUCAUCACAGAUGGCCAUGUAACUGGCAGUCCCUGUGGAGGAAUGAAGAUGCAAGCUGAGAGGGCACGAGACAUGGGGAUCAAGCUCUUUGCAGUGGCCCCCAGUGAGAACGUCUAUGAGCAGGGACUACGGGAGAUUGCCAACCUGCCACAUGAGCUGUAUCGCAACAACUAUGCCAUCACACAGAAAGACACCCUUGACAUCGAUGUGAACACUACAGAGAGGAUAAUCCAAGUCAUGAAACAUGAAGCAUAUGGAGAGUGCUACAAGAUGAGCUGCCUGGAGAUUGCAGGUCCACCUGGUCCUAAGGGAUACCGAGGGCAGAAGGGUGCGAAGGGGAACAUGGGUGAACCAGGCUCCCCCGGACUGAAGGGACGACAGGGUGAUCCAGGUAUUGAAGGCCCAAUUGGAUACCCUGGUCCGAAGGGUGUUCCAGGACUGAAAGGAGAAAAGGGCGAGAUUGGAUCUGAUGGACGAAGGGGUGCUGCUGGCUUGGCAGGCCGGAACGGCACUGAUGGCCAGAAGGGCAAGCUGGGGAGAAUUGGACCACCAGGCUGUAAGGGAGACCCUGGUGAUAAGGGCCCUGAUGGCUAUCCAGGAGAUGCAGGAGAACAAGGACAAAGAGGAGAUGAAGGUGCAAAGGGAGAUCCUGGCCGGCCUGGUCGCAGUGGACCUCCAGGACCUCCAGGGGAAAAAGGGAGCCCGGGUCUUCCAGGCAAUGCUGGAGCCCAAGGACCUCCUGGAAGCAAGGGAGGAAGAGGUGAACCAGGACCUCCUGGGCCCAAAGGAGAGCCUGGUCGACGUGGAGAUCCAGGGACAAAAGGCAGUAAAGGGAGCCCUGGGGCCAAGGGAGAAAGGGGAGAUCCUGGUCCAGAAGGUCCUCGCGGCCUGCCCGGAGAAGUUGGAAGCAAAGGAGCAAGGGGAGACCAAGGACUGCCAGGACCUAGAGGCCCUUCAGGUGCUGUGGGAGAGCCAGGCAAUAUAGGAUCGCGUGGAGAUCCUGGUGACUUGGGCCCAAGAGGUGAUGCAGGACCACCAGGACCAAAGGGUGACAGAGGCAGACCUGGGUUUAGCUAUCCUGGUCCCAGAGGACUGCAGGGUGACAAGGGUGAGAAAGGGCAACCAGGACCAAAGGGAGGAAGAGGUGAGCUUGGACCAAAAGGAGUGCAAGGGACAAAAGGAGAGAAGGGGGAACCAGGUGACCCUGGCCCAGGAGGUGAGCCUGGACCCCGAGGCCCAACUGGUGAACCAGGCCCUGAGGGAAUUCCUGGACCACCAGGAGACCCUGGCCUAACUGACUGUGAUGUGAUGACCUACGUGAGAGAAACAUGUGGAUGUUGUGACUGUGAGAAGCGCUGUGGUGCUCUGGAUAUUAUGUUCGUCAUAGACAGCUCAGAGAGUAUUGGCUACACCAACUUCACUCUGGAGAAAAAUUUUGUUGUCAAUGUGGUCAGUCGGCUGGGCUCUAUCGCCAAGGAUCCUAAGUCAGAAACAGGUGCCCGUGUUGGGGUGGUGCAGUACAGUCAUGAUGGGACCUUUGAAGCCAUCAAACUCGAUGAUGAACGCAUAGAUUCACUGUCAAGCUUCAAGGAAGCAGUGAAACGUCUGGAGUGGAUUGCUGGGGGCACCUGGACACCAUCUGCUCUCCAAUUUGCCUACAACAAGCUCAUUAAGGAAAGCAGGCGAGAGAAAGCCCAAGUGUUUGCUGUGGUGAUAACAGAUGGACGCUAUGACCCCCGAGAUGACGACAAGAACCUAGGGGCUCUUUGUGGUAGAGAUGUGCUCGUCAACACCAUUGGCAUUGGGGACAUGUUUGAUCAGCCAGAACAAAGUGAGACCCUGGUCUCCAUUGCUUGCAAUGAACCUCAACGAGUCCAGAAGAUGAGACUCUUCUCAGAUCUGGUGGCAGAGGAAUUCAUUGACAAGAUGGAGGAUGUGCUCUGCCCAGAUCCACAGAUUGUUUGUCCUGAGCUGCCCUGUCAAACAGAUGACAGGAACCCUGGGAACGUAAACCCACUUAUUUUCCGCCCCAUGGAAGAGGGAGUCAACAUAGAUUUCCCCAGCACCACACAUUCGAUCGCCCAGUUCCUAAACUCCACGCGGGAAACCCAGGACCCCAGCAUGUACACCCAGCUGGUGGCCACUUUGGCCUAUACCGCCGAAAAAGCCAAGUUUGCCACUGGAAAUGAGCGGCAAGAGUGGAUGGACCUGUUCAUUGACACCUUCAAAAUGGUGCACAGCGAGAUUGUGGGGGACCCAGAAACUGUGCUAGGGCUUUGCUGACAUCUCCAUUAUAGAUCACAUGAAAUGGGUGGAGGCAGAGGCUGAGUGGAGACGGGAGAAUCGUUUGGACCUGUAAACAUCUUUCCUCAAGUGCCUACUUGGCAGAGAGGAUGAGUACAUCAAUAGAUGCUUUUAGUUUAGGGGAAACACAGGUAGUGAGGCAACUUGGUUAUGCUCAGCCGGGUAUGUGACACAGGAGGUGGAUCUCUCCAGCUUGGUUGGCUGAUGAGCAUGAUAGCUUUCUCCUUAGAUUACAAGUGAUGCUUUUGCUUUACCUACUGCUUUUCUGCAGAGGAACUUCCAGCCACUAGCAGGACAGCUGCUCUGCCUUGGUUUCUGAAUCAGCCAAGCUGCUCCUCCUUUUACCUUCCCAAUACUCCUCCUCUGUACUGGCAAGCUAGUCUGUCACAGGGUGAAAUACUGUUGCACAAUCCUCAGCCAUACAGGAGCGCAAGGCUCCAAGGAUGAGAGGAGGAAACUGCUGGCACACGUGACUGAGGGCAGGAGUGAGUCCUUUGCGGAAAGCCUAGUGAUAUGCUUUUCACGCACCUUCCUACAUUAUCUUUUUGCUGACUGCUUCUGAAGUGUCUUUUGUGUUCUCUUUCUGGGAACUGGGUCCUGUCCUCAGGUUGUGCAAACUAUUUGUGUGGCAAGAUUGACAAAGCAAGAUGCAUCUCCUUUGGCUGCAGUUAGCAUUUCUAUACAACUAUUCAAUAGAUAGUUUGUGAUAUUAAAUGGAAAGAGCACGUAGUAAAGAAGAGCAUCCUGGGCUUUCCAUCAAGAGUACCAAAUCCUGAAGAAUGCUUUUGUCAGAAUAUAUGCAGUACGUGCUUUGUGUGCUUUUUAUUCUGCUUGUAUGUUUCCUGUGUUUUUUCUCUCUGUCUUAAAUAGCAACAUUUAUCUAUUCAUAGCCAGGAGAUAGAGACUUGUGGGACCAGGAAGUGCAAAGCAAAAUCCAUGGCUGCACGGUCAUAACUGUGUGAUAUAUUAAGAUGUCUAAAAGUACAUAUUUAAACAUGACAUAAAAUUCAUAACCAGUUCUAGUCCUGAUUCAGAAGACUAUAGGCCUACCAGUUGUGCUGUGGGAAUGUUUGCUUAGACAAGGAGUGAUAUGUUCAUGAGUUCAGCUACCAAUGGUUUUCUCAAAAAGUUAGGCAGGUGAUUGCUAUUUGUAUUCUAAAAUAACCAUUGCCCUGUAAAGCUAUAAAAAGAGAACACAAGUAUUGAAUGUACAGAUGCAGGAGUGGAAGUAUUUAGUGCCAGCAAGUAAAUUUUGCAGCCUCUCUAAUUGACAUGGUAUUAUCGUAAUAAAGUCUACUGAGCAAAUGUA